AUGGAAAUGAAUUUCGAUCCAAAUGGUUCAGACUGCAAAAAGAAUUCCAUAAAAGCAUCAAAUAAGUCAACAUCUAUUACAGAUUUCAUUUAUAGUUGCCAAAUCCUUACGAAUAAUCUCGAAAACAUCGAUGUUUCAACAAUCUGCACACAAUUAAGCAAUCUCUAUUCUUUUAUCCAGUCGCAAUCAAAUAGUAUUGAAGAAAUUGCACCAAUACUUCUUAAUGAGAAACUUUUGGAUCAUAUUUUUUCAUUUACCUUUCAUGAAGACACAAUAGUAUCAACGACAUCAUCAAACAUCAUAUCCAAGCUUAUUACAGAUAAUGCCUUGAUCAAAACUAAAGUAUUUGAUUUGAUUAUGAAGAAUCUUCAAAAUACAGAUUCAUUAAAGAACGAAUCGUUUUAUGAUAUCAUUCUUACCAUAUCCACACAACAAAUUCUUGAUCAAAAUGAAAUCAAUUUAAUAUCCCCAAUAAUCUUUUCAUUCUUCAAGGAUAACCAGGCAGAAUACGUCCUAGAGCUUGUCAAUAACUUCGUUACUACUUACAGCUAUCCUUUUGAAGUUAUUUUCGAGAUAUAUCAAAUUUUAUUUUCCCAAGAAAGCUACAUGUUUUCAUCAUAUCCAGUAUCAUAUGUCCUUCUUGCCAAUUGCAUAAAUCAGUUUCCUGAUCAGUUUUUAGACAUUUUGAAAGAAGAAAAAUUUUAUAUUCUUUUAAAUCAGCAACACACAUCAAAUCCGCUUGUUACUCAAUCAAGGUUGUACUUUAUACAAACGAUGCUAUCUAACCAUGACAUUAUUCCCAUUAUUUUCGAGAAUUUAAACUGGGUUGAAUUAUUUUCAUCAGAACCAAACUCAGAAUCGAUGCCAAUCAUCGAAACAAUCACCAAACAACUUAUUGAUAAUGAUAGCAACACUAUUUUCUCUUUAAUUGACUCAGGAUUAAUACAUUUCGUUAUUUACGGGAUUUCUAGCGAUAAAAACCUCGCAACAAGAAUUUCCUCAGCGAAAUGUUUACUUUUCCUUCUUAAAGAAAUAGGAAAUGAAGCUGUUUCAGCUGCAAUGAGAAUUGGAUUCGUAGAAGCCAUUGUUCAGAUACUUUCUUACAACCCAUUCAUAGAAGGAUUGAGAUUACUCAAUAUUGCAAUAUCAUAUUCAUUGUCUUCGCGAAAAAUUGAUGCAAAAAGAAUAAUUAAAAUUAUUUUGAACGAAGACUUAGUAAAUACUAUGGAUGAUUAUGAUCUUGAUGAAGAAAUGAGACAUAUUUGGGAUACGAUACUAUCUGAUAUUGAUAAAAUCAAUGAUAUGAAAUCAAAAUAA
Trichomonas vaginalis G3 is the source of this 1317-nucleotide messenger RNA. Its product is annotated as armadillo (ARM) repeat-containing protein family. Bases 1 to 1317 code for a protein of 438 amino acids. Lineage: Eukaryota; Parabasalia; Trichomonadida; Trichomonadidae. The record is from RefSeq and is a predicted model, not a curated record. The transcript has a single exon.